Molecule: messenger RNA, 4201 nt
Organism: Asterias rubens (European starfish)
Lineage: Eukaryota; Metazoa; Echinodermata; Asteroidea; Forcipulatida; Asteriidae
Product: syntaxin-binding protein 1-like
Exons: 18
Coding region: 1-1785 (594 amino acids)
Biological process (GO): vesicle-mediated transport; neurotransmitter secretion; intracellular protein transport
Cellular component (GO): secretory granule; plasma membrane
Molecular function (GO): syntaxin binding
Source: RefSeq, a predicted model, not a curated record
AUGGCGCUCAAGGCGGUGGUCGGUCAAAGGAUCCUCACAGAAGUGUUUUCUCCUCUGAAGAAACCAAAUGAAUGGAAGGUGUUGGUUGUAGACCAGCUGAGCAUGCGCAUAUUGUCAUCAUGUUGCCGCAUGAAAGAUAUGACCAAUCAGGGCAUUACAUUGGUGGAAGACUUGAUGAAGAAACGUGAGCCUCUACGCACUCUGGAGGCCAUCUACAUCAUUCAGCCAUCGGAAAAGUCUAUCACUCAAUUGAUCAACGAUUUCAAGGAGCCGCUCAGCCCCCAGUACAAAGCAGCCCAUAUUUUCUUUACAGAAUGUUGCCCGGCUGAGCUGUUCACCACGCUGUGCAAGAACCCGGCGGUGAAGAACAAGAUCAAAAACUUGAAGGAGAUCAACAUCGCCUUCAUGCCGUACGAAUCAUCGGUUUUCUCUCUGGAUUCUCCCGAGAGUUUCAACAUCUUCUACAAUCCAACACGUACAGCCAACCGCACCACCAUGAUUGAGAGAAUCUCAGAGCAGAUCGCUACCCUCUGCGCGUCCCUCGGUGAAUACCCGGCCAUCAGAUAUCGCAGUGAUUUCGAUCGGAAUCUUGAAGUGGCUCAGAUGAUUCAGAGUAAGCUGGACGCCUACAAGGCCGACGAGCCUACCAUGGGAGAGGGUCCGGAGAAACAUCGCUCUCAGUUGAUUGUCGUCGAUCGUGGAUUUGAUCCAGUGUCUCCUCUUCUGCAUGAACUGACGUUCCAGGCCAUGGCCAACGACCUCUUGCCCAUUGAGAAUGACGUCUACAGGUAUGAAGCUAGUGGAGGGGAGAUGAAUGACCAAGAGGUGCUCCUGGACGAGAACGAUGAUCUGUGGAUUGGUCUCCGCCACCAGCACAUCGCUGACGUUUCACAGGGCAUUACCACUCAGCUGAAGAACUUUGCCAAGGCCAAGAUUGGCGGCAAGAUGGGUUCCGAAGGCUCAGAUAAGACGAGCGUCCGUGAUCUGUCUCAGAUGUUGAAGAAGAUGCCACAAUAUCAGAAGGAUAUGAGAAAGUACUCCACCCAUCUGAGGCUUGCCGAGGACUGCAUGAAGCAGUUCAAGCCGUUGGUUGAGAGUCUGUGCCGAGUUGAGCAGGACCUGGCCCUCGGUACCAACCCAGAGGGAGAGAGAGUCAAGGAUCAGAUGAGGAACAUCGUCCCGAUCCUCCUUGAGCAGAAAUAUUCCUCCUACGAUAAACUCCGCAUUAUUCUGCUCUAUGUCAUCGGAAAGAAUGGAAUCAGUGAAGAGAAUAUGAACAAGUUGAUUCAACACGCCCAGAUUCCUGAGCCAGAGAAGCCAAUUGUAACCAACAUGAAACACCUCGGAGUGCAAAUCAUAUUUGACCCCAAAGCUCGCAAGUCCAAGAACUCUGACAGGAAGGAGCGCAUUACGGAGCACACCUACCAGCUCUCACGCUGGACACCCGUCGUCAAGGAUAUCAUGGAGGACACAAUUCAAGAUCGCUUGGAUCAGAAAGUGUACCCAUUCUUGUCAGGCAGAUCGACUGCUACCAGCUAUGGAGGAUCAAACGCUAGAAGCGCAAGGUACGGCCACUGGCACAAGGACAAGCAAGCGACUAACUACAAGAGCGGCCCUCGCUUGAUCAUCUUCAUCAUCGGUGGUGUGUCCUACUCGGAGAUGAGAUGCGCGUACGAAGUCACUAAGAAUCCACAGUUCACCAAGUGGGAAUGCUACAUCGGAUCGACACAUAUUCUGACUCCGGAGGGGUUCUUGACAGACCUCCGUGACCUCAGUAACAGCUGAACAGUUGCAGCCAAUCACAGCACAGUCGUGCUGGGCAGUGACCAAUCAGAGCCCAGCCAACUUUCAAACCAACUCAACACAAGCCAUACAUUGCCGUCGUCCUCCUCCUCUGUGGGCGGGGCUAGGCAACGCCCACGUCACGGUAGGUUACGGCACCUUCCCAAUCGUAACAGCGAUUGCACCGAACCCGACAAGCACAAGCUAUUACAGGAAUAGCAACAAAAAUGCGUGAUUGGCCCUAUCUGACCUGUAGAGGGAGCUAUAACAAGAAGAAAAAGAAAAUUCUAAACAAGAACAAUCUAAACAUAUUUACUCAGACAAUGAGCUCAUGUAUUUAAUCACAUUGUACCUGUGAUAUUUAAAUGCCAUGAACUCGGUAUAAACAAGCUCUCAAAUUCUCUUGUACACGCUAUACUCACUUAAAAAUUAAAAUUAAAAGUUAAAAUUUAUAGCCAAUAUUUAUCGAUCAUGAUUUUGUGGAAAAAGUAAUUUUUGGCGGGCCAUCCGGUUAUGGAAAAAAACAUGUUUUCGUUGACAAUACAAUAAUUGAUUUGGUGCUUUGAAAAGCUCCCUCUACUGGCAGCAUAUGUCCAAUUUAAAUCAAGGGGAAACUUUCCAUGGCUUGCCUGCAAGUUUUCCGCGAGUGAAAUUGUUUUAUUUCAUAACCAAGCAAUAUUCAAUAGAUUGAUGAAAUCAAGAUGUUGGGAAAUAUCAAUUUUUAAGAAGUUAUAAUUAAAUUGAUUCUGUUUUGAUAUUUGAAUGAUAUUUAUUUCCUCAUGGUUCGAUUCCGCGGUGUUAAAAGUUCAUAAGUUUCAGUGGUUCUGACAAUCGCAGAGAUGCUGUAGGGUCGAAUUAUAUGAAUAGAGAUAUGCGAAGUAGUGAAAUAGUCAGUUUGUAAGCUUCAUUUACAGAUUUUUCAGACAUUUUUUCAUCGGUGAAUAAUUUAUUGUUGUUGAUUAAGUAAAUCAGAAAUAGAUUAAACAUUUCACUUUUGUCUUUUUUCCUGUUGUCAAGGCAGCCAUUCCAUGUAUCGUACCCAAAUAUACGGAGUGCAUACUAAAUUUGUAAAAUGAAAAUACAUAAAUAUUCUACAAUUUGUCUUGGCUUUCUGUAGUGCAGUUAUAUCAAUGUUGGACAACUUAUUAUAGCUCAGAAUCAACUAUGAAACGUGUUAACCAUUUGUAUGAUUGUAGUCGAACCUAUCCGAUUGAAAAUUAGUAUUGAAGGAAAAUAAUAUUUGACGUAAUUUUAAUAUAAUCUGCUGCAUAGGGUAUACUCGGUAAGAACUAUUAACAUUUUAACGAUGAUUGAAACGAGGAACUUUUGGGGGUUUUUUUCGAGCCGGAAAUCCUUGGAGUGUUUGAGAGAAAACUAUUCAGAGACGUCCGCUGUUUCAUGUCGUGUUGUUAGAUUGGGAAUGAGGUGUUGCUUGUCAUGCUUGUUUGUGUUAACAUUGAUUCCAGUUGGAUACUUCAUGAAACAGUAGUAGGCAGGGUUUGGUCGCAGACUGAAAAUGAGUUCACAAUGGGUGGGGGGGGGGUGCACCUUGCCCCGUAUCGAGUUUACAGAAGAUAGCAGCCACCGAUGACAUCAGUGCUAGUGUCUAUAGGGCCCCCCAGGGAUCUCACAUUUUACUUCAAGAUAUCUCUACCAAGUCAGCAGUGCAAUACUGUAUACCUACAUGUAGCGUAAAACUUUAUGUACAAAAACUAAGGCAUCAAUAUAGCUUCAAAUUUUCUCUACAAUUUUCUUUCUCUUCAUAUUUGUAAAGAUUUAAAUCCACAGUGUGUGAUGGUAUUAAUUACUGGUCGAAACAAUGUGGUAGAUUUCUGAAUUCUAAAUAUGUACUGAUUCAGAAUAUAAUAAUUGAUAAGUACAACUGUAGAUAGCAGUAAACAUGGAAAGUAAACAAUUAAACUUUUUGACUCCUAAGAUGUAAGAUUGAGAUUAAUUAUGAAGCAUGGUAUGUUAAUAAUGUCAGAGGUGUUUUGAUUUUUUAUAUGACAUUCCUUUUUCUAGUGUUAAAAUAAUCCCAGUGAGUUAUGCCCCUGUGGUUUUGUUUUGGGUUUAAAAAUUGUUUUUGUUACUACACCAAUAUUUGAUUUCAAAAUAUUCUUUGACAUUAAUCACAAAAGUAAGGGAAAUUUAACAAAUCUUUAAGACCCAAAAGUGCUGGGCCAAAUUUCGUAAGAGUCGGUCAAGCACAAAAAGUAGCUAAGCAUAAACAAAUUCUGGUUACCAGAACAAGGUUACCAACCAAACUACCAUGUCCUGCUUAUGUUUGCUUAGCGGGAUAUUUUAAGCGCUUUUGUCUGCUUAAACAGCUCUAUGAAAUAGGGCCCUGCAAGUUAAACAGCAAAAUUGGCAUUGGUCAAAAGUAAAAAUAAAAUGGUUAUAGUUUUUUUUGUAUAUACAA